Fusarium keratoplasticum is the source of this 1758-nucleotide messenger RNA. RefSeq lists its product as uncharacterized. The record is from RefSeq and is a predicted model, not a curated record. Lineage: Eukaryota; Fungi; Ascomycota; Sordariomycetes; Hypocreales; Nectriaceae. The transcript is spliced from 2 exons. Gene Ontology annotation, biological process: protein phosphorylation. The coding region runs from base 1 to 1758 and encodes 585 amino acids. Gene Ontology annotation, molecular function: protein kinase activity; ATP binding.
AUGGAUCCCGGCGUCAUAUUCCAAAGCGUGGAGCUCUGUGCAGAAUGCAUUAUCUUCAUCAUCAACACUUGCAAAACAUACAAUGCCGCCGAUGAAGAAGUCUCGGAGCGCAUUGCUAUAGUGGAGGAUUGCUGGAACCGCACGCGACUCCAGUACGAAUUCGUCCAGUCGCUGACACCCAUUCUCGACGCAGAGCAUCGUCGUAUUCUCGAUGACGUCCUCGGUAUCCUUGCCUCCAAGCUCUCAUCGGCUGUCACCAGCCUGAAAGCCGUCCUAGAGAAACGAGAGAAGGAUGGCGGCGUUGAGUUAAGGUCCGGCUUCUUUGGUUUCUCUAGGGGAGUUCGCAAGGGCAAGUAUGCGUUUGUUAAGGACGCGCUGGACGGGGUGAUCCGAGACCUCGAGGAGUGGCAGCGGAGGUUCGAUCCGUCAUGGUACCUAAUCAUCCGCGUGGCAAGCCCAGCCAUUGACCGGCAGCUUCGAGAGUUCAAGGAGCAGAGCCAGCAACUCCAACUCCAGCCAGAUCAAAACCCGGCGAGAACACCGCCACGGCUUCGCCCCGCACCAGAGCAGCCAUCAUCCGGCCGCAGGAGGCUACAGCACCAGCAGCGCCAUCUAGAGUUCACCCUCGCUGCUGGCCACCAGGCAAUCACUUCUCCUUUCCUCCUGGCCGACGACAUCAGAACGGCCCUCGACCCUGAUAGCCAUCAAGACUCCGUCUUUUUCCGGGAGAUCUUUGACUUCAUGCCCAUCCCGUAUUGUCGAGCCAAGGUCGCCCAUCGCCGAGGGUCCAGCGAUCGGUGGUUCAUCCUCGACCCCAUCAUCUGCAGGCCAGAAAUGGACAUCGAGGUCAUGAAAAGCGACAUUCGCAUUCUGGCGCACAAGCUCUCCCGCGCUGACCCACUGGCUUUCGGUCUACUCAACUGCAAGGGCGUCAAUGGCAACGUUGAUGCCCGUGACCCAUCCCGCAUCCUCUCCUUCGACCUUAUCCUACGCAUCCCCAGCGGGAUGGAGGUGCCACAGAGCUUGCGCCAAAUGCUUCUGCUCUACCCAAAGGCUGAUGGUUCCGCCUUCUCCAUCAACCGCCGCCUCCGCAUUGCCCAGGAGCUCGCCCGGUCCGUCGGCUACGUUCACACCUUCAACUUAGUUCAUAAGAGCAUUUCUCCCGAGUCUAUUCUCAUCCUAGAGAACCUCGAGUCCUCGCGUAGCGCCACGUUUCUUGUCGGCUUCGACCAAUUUCGCUCCGCCGACGGCGACACCAACCUCUUGGGUGACUCCAACUGGGACCGCAACCUCUAUCGCCACCCCGCCCGCCAGGGCGACGCACCCGAAGAUGCCUACUGCAUGCAGCACGAUAUUUAUAGCCUUGGUGUCUGCCUUCUCGAGAUUGGGCUGUGGGAGUCCUUUGUCGGUUACCCAGCCGACUCACCGGCCCCCGAUGGACCACUCCGCGAUUUCUCGGCGAGAACAAUGCAACCCCAGCACUCUCCUGCUCCCCAACAAUCUUUCAGGGCGGGUUCCGGGAAUGUCCUUAGACCCUUGAGCGUCCAGGCGAAGGAGCAUCUGGAAGGGAUUGCGCGAACUAGACUCCCACAGACAAUGGGCGAGAAGUAUUCCAAAGUCGUGCUGGCUUGUCUCACUUGUCUGGAUGCGAAUGACGAGGACACUGCAGCACAGUCGUCGGCCGACCCGGAUGGGAUACUUAUUGGCUUGCACUUUAACGAGAGGAUUCUGGGACAGUUAAACGAGAUAGCAGUGUAA